Molecule: messenger RNA, 13493 nt
Organism: Sorex araneus (European shrew)
Lineage: Eukaryota; Metazoa; Chordata; Mammalia; Eulipotyphla; Soricidae
Gene: USF3
Product: upstream transcription factor family member 3
Exons: 8
Coding region: 406-7185 (2259 amino acids)
Molecular function (GO): protein dimerization activity
Source: RefSeq, a predicted model, not a curated record
GCCGCCGCCGGGUCUCCGGCCUCGAGGGCUCGGGCUCGCAGCGGCGGCGGUGGCCGCGCCGAGAGGCGGCCGGGGCGGGGGGAGAGGAGGGCCCGGGCCCGCGCUCCCCCAGCCCCAGAGCGGCGGGCGGCGGGCCGCGGGCGGAGCGGUCCCCUCUGGGGGUCGGACACCCCUGCUGCAGCCGCCUGGGGCGGGGGGAUCAUGACCCCGGCGGGGGUCGCCGCCGCCGCCGCCGCCGCGGCCGAGACCGCGCAGCCCGCGGUAAGAAGAAAACAUAACUUAUAGACCAUCUGCUCGCAGAAGAUGAUAGAUUUGGAUCAUAAACGGGAGGCAUUGGAAGCCAGGAAUCAAAAGUGAAGAAAUUUGGCAAGCCCUUUGGUGAGAAAGGUUUCUAUCACUAUAACCAUGCCAGAAAUGACAGAGAAUGAGACUCCUACAAAAAAGCAGCACAGCUCUACCCCUGGCCAGGUGCCAGAGCAAACACCAGGAGCCACCCACUUGGUACAACACUUUGAGAGAAAGAAAAACCGGGAGACACACAAUGCAGUCGAGAGACACAGAAAGAAGAAAAUCAAUGCUGGGAUCAACAGAAUAGGAGAACUCAUCCCAUGUUCCCCUGCGCUGAAACAGAGCAAGAAUAUGAUUCUGGACCAAGCUUUUAAGUAUAUUACAGAAUUGAAAAGGCAGAAUGAUGAGCUCCUGCUUAAUGGAGGAAACAAUGAACAAGCUGAAGAAAUCAAAAAGCUUCGUAAACAAUUAGAAGAAAUUCAAAAAGAAAAUGGCCGAUAUAUCGAAUUACUGAAAGCAAAUGACAUAUGCUUAUACGACGAUCCCACAAUCCACUGGAAAGGAAAUCUUAAAAACUCAAAGGUCUCUGUUGUUAUUCCCAGUGACCAAGUUCAGAAAAAUAUCAUCGUUUAUUCCAAUGGGAGCCAGCCUGGUGGAAACAGCCAGGGAGCAGCUGUUCAGGGGAUAACCUUUAAUGUUGGUCAUAAUUUACAGAAGCAGACUGCCAAUGUGGUGCCGGUCCAGAGGACUUGCAAUCUUGUGACUCCUGUGUCUAUUUCUGGAGUUUACCCUUCUGAAAACAAACCCUGGCAUCAAACCACAGUUUCUGCAUUGGCCACCAACCAGCCGGUUCCUCUUUGUCUUCCUGCCACCAUUCCUGCUCAAAAUAUUCUCGAGCUUUCCACCUCUGAAAGCGAAUCAAGCGUGCUUGGUGCCACCAGUGGCGCAUUGAUCUCUGUUCCAGCCGGGCCUGAAACUCACCAACAUCACUCCUUGCAAACAGGCUUAAACGAUGAAAGUUCUUCUGAAAAUAAGAACGGACAAGAGAGCCCCAGCUUAUUGAAGAAGACAGUCCCCUGUCCCUCUAGCAUCCCUUCCAGCUCCUCGGCAGCUGCCCCGAAAGUGUCCCAUGGAAACAAGUCUUCCAUGAGUACCCAGAAUCUCAGAAGUGACUUUCAGACCACCUUUGUUGUUUCUGUCACUACCACGGUCUGCUCCCAGCCUCCCAGAGCUGUGGGCGAGCCUCUUUCAGCAAGCAUUAGCAAAGAUAGAGACCCCACGAGUGUCACUGCGGUGGUGGCACCCUCUGCCCUCGGAGGAGAGAAGACCACCUCUUCUACCGGCACUCUUUCUGCGACCACUCUGGACAGUGCUUGGACCCUCUCUUGUUCUUUGCCCUCAUCAGCUGUUAGCGCUUCAGAUUUAAAAAACAUGAAUAGCCUUACCCGCAUCUCCUCAGUGGGCAACACACAGACAACUUGGACUACUUUGCAGCUGGCGGGAAACACGAUUCAGCCCUUAAGCCAGGCUCCUCCGACUGUCGUGACACCAGUAUUAAAUGAGGCUGGUACUUGCUCCACCACUAGCUACCACAGUAGACAUGUGACUACUGGCCUCAACUCGAAUAAUUCCCUUCCAGCAGAGGGGCAGACAGUCGAGCAGGUACUUGUAACCUUGCCUUCAGCUCCAUCUCUGCCACUGCAGCAGCCACUCAUUGCCCAGCCACAGGUGAAAUCUCAGCCACCGAAAAAUAUCCUUCCACUGAACUCAGCAAUGCAAGUGAUUCAGAUGGCCCAGCCAAUUGGGUCGGCUGUUAACGCAGCGCCAGCGAAUCAAAACGUCAUCAUUCUUCAGCCACCCAGCACCACCCCCUGCCCAACCGUGAUGAGGGCAGAGGUGCCCAACCAAACAGUAGGGCAACAGAUAGUGAUAAUACAGGCAGCUAAUCAGAACCCUUUGCCACUCCUGUCUGCACCACCAACUGGUUCUGUUCGACUCCCCGUCAAUGGAGCCAGUGCUAUCAUAGGAUCUAACAGUUCAGUGCAAAAUGUUUCGGCUCCACAGACUUUUGGAGGAAAGCAUCUUGUUCACAUAUUACCAAGACCUUCAUCCUUAGCAACAUCUAAUUCAACACAAACUUUUUCUGUUACCAUGUCAAACCAACAGCAGCCUCAAACCAUUUCUUUAAAUGGACAGCUCUUUGCUUUGCAGCCUGUGAUAUCUUCAGCAGGAACUACAAAUCAAACACCUAUGCAAAUUAUUCAACCCACCACCAGCGAAGAUCCAAAUACCAAUGUUGCCCUGAACACAUUUGGGGCUUUAGCCAGCCUCAAUCAAAGCAUAUCACAGAUGGCUGGACAAAGCUGUGUGCAGUUGUCUAUUAGCCAGCCUGCCAAUCCCCAGACUGUUGCAAAUAGUCAGACCACCCCAGUUAACUGUGUUCCAUUAACUACUGUAGCGUCAUCUCUGACAACUGAUAAUUCAGCCACACUACCCAGUAAUUGUAACCUGGUCACUCCCCCCUCAGUGAACACUGUGACUUCUCUGUCUAACAUGAAGUCGAAAAGGUUGAAUAAGAAGCCAGGUGCCAAGAAACAGUUAGCCACUAGCAAGCCAGCGUGUCCCCUGAAUCCAGUCAGAGAUGUGGGGAAGUUAGACUGCCCCAGCACUGACGGUUCGGCAGAGCCACCAUGUAAUGAGGGGCUGCUGGAAAAUCUUCCAGUUGUGUUGCCACCUGUCUCUCUGUCCCAGGCAAGUAGUGUCAGUGUUUCCGAGGCGCAUUCCUUGGAUGUCCUGCAUUCUGAGUCAGUAAUACCUGAGGCUGGAUCCAGAUCUAAGUCAGCAGAAGAAUCUAGGCCGCCGUCCCAGGAGCCUGUAACGAGUGAACCUUUUGUGUCGGCCCCAACUCAGUCCAAAGACUCAGACCCCAUCCUCCAAGAGACCUCUCAGGAUAAGCCACCGGUUGGUUCGACCCUGUCAGAUACUGCCAAAUCCUGCACUUCAGCACAUGUGUUGGUUCCAUCUCCAAAUGACCCCCACACUUUGGUUUCUCAGGUGCCUGGCGUGUCAUCUGCCACGAGCACUACAACUUCCGACUGUGUUUCUGAGGUAGAAAUCAUUGCUGAACCUUGUAGGACUGAGCAAGAUUCACCAGAUACAAUGCAUGCCACAGCUCUGUCGAAGGGGCAGGGCUUCACAGCGUUGCUUUCUGGUCUUGCUAAAGAAAAAGACCCUCAGAAAUCAUCCCUAUCAGUCCCGGGGGACCAUCCUGAAUUUUCUUCCAAAAAUUCUAAACUAGCAGAUGCCAGUGUUGAUUUACCGUCCAAGCAGGACCUACUUCUGAUAAGCAGUGAUGACAGAGACCCGGGCCAGCAGCAUCCCUGCCUCCCCGAUCAGGAGAUCAUGAACGGUUCUUUGCUCACCAGUAGGCAAGCCGACUCUCCCAUGUCAACCAGCUCUGGCAGUAGUCGGAGCUUCUCCGUUGCUUCCAUGCUUCCCGAAACUGUGAGAGAGGACGUGACCAACAGUGCAUCCACGAAUACGUGUGACAGCUGUACCUUUGCCGAACAAACAGAUAUUGUCGCUCUUGCAGCGCGAGCUAUUUUUGACCAGGAGAACCUGGAGAAGGGGAGGGCGGGCAUCCAAGCCGAUACAAGGGUAGCCACUACAAAGCCUUCCAAAGCUUCCUCUCUAGAGGAAGAGCAGUCUUUCAAAGCACAGGUCCCUAAAGAUACUGGCUCCGCUGAGGCGGAAGCAACAACAAAUGAAUUUAACUCCCAGGACUCAAUGGAAGCAAUGGUGGAGAGACCUUCGGAGAAGCCGAGUUGUUCAGUAGGAAUCAAGACCUCAACUGCCUCAUUACAGGUGUCGACUUCUCAGCCACCAAGCAUCACCAGUUUAAGUGUGAAUAAUCUCAUUCAUCAGAGCAGCAUCAGCCAUCCCCUUGUCAGCUGUGCUGGUUUAUCCCAAACAUCAGAGCAAGCAGCCAUUCCCGCAACGGCGAAUCUGACUGUUUCUUCUAGCUCCUACGGCAGCCAGCCCCCGGGACCAUCUCUGAUGCCAGAAUAUUCGCAAGACCAGCUCACGACCAUGGGUGGCACCAUCGCAAAUUCACAGAUUCAGGAGCCGCUGCUAAAGCCCAACCAGGAAAGCCGCAAAGACUCUGCCAAGCGUGCUGUCCAAGACGACCUCUUGCUGUCUUCGGCUAAGCGACAGAAACAUUGCCAGCCAGUCCCCCUCAGGCUGGAGAGUCUGACCCUGAUGAGCCAACCCUCCGACAGUGUGUCUGAUCAAACGCAGAUGAUGGUUACCCAGAUCCCCCCGAAUUCUUCCAACACAGCUGUGCCUGUGAGCAACCCAGCCCACGGAGACGGCCUUGCGCGAUUAUUUCCACCUGCUAACAACUUUGUGGCCCCAGCAUUGAGGCAAACUGAUGUUCAGUGCAGUUCCCAGCCUUCAGUUGCCGAGCAGCAGCAAAAUCAGGCCAGUCAGCAUCUCCAGGCCCUGCAACAGCAUGUUCCAGCUCAAGGAGUGCCUCACCUUCACAGUAACCACCUCUACUUAAAGCAGCAGCAGCAGCAGCAGCAGCAGCAAGCAGGGCAGUUACGAGAGAGGCAUCACUUAUAUCAGCUACAGCAUCACGUGUCUCACGCCGAGAGCUCUGUCCACUCUCAGCCCCACAGUGUCCACCAACAGAGAACGCUGCAACAGGAAGUCCAGAUGCAGAAGAAAAGGAAUCUGGUUCCGGGUGCACCGGCCUCUCAGCUUCCCUUACAACCCAAGCACCACGGGACCGAUCAGCCUCGACCCAAGAGUGGCCAGCCCCACCCGCACCACCAGCAGAUGCAGCAGCAGAUGCAGCGCCACUUUGGAAGCUCCCAGCCAGAGAAGAGCUGUGAGAACCCUCCAACUAGCCGGAGCCACCAUAACCACUCCCAGAAUCAGCUCAAUCAAGAUAUCAUGCACCAGCAGCAGGAGGUUGGAAGCAGGCAGCAAGGAUCAGGAGUCGCUUCUGAACACGUCUCCGGACAUAAUCCAAUGCAGAGGCUUUUGACAUCAAGAGGCAUAGAGCAGCAACUGGUAUCCCAGCCGAGUAUUGUGACGAGAGCCUCGGACAUGUCCUGUACGCCCCACAGGCCAGAGAGAAAUCGGGUCUCAAGCUACUCUGCUGAGGCACUUAUCGGCAAGACCUCUUCUAAUUCAGAACAGAGAAUGGGCAUAUCAAUUCAGGGAGCCAGAGUUUCAGACCAACUUGAAAUGAGAAGCUAUCUUGAUGUUCCUCGAAAUAAGAGUUUAACCAUUCAUAAUAUGCAGGGGCGUGUGGACCACUCGGUUCCCUCGGAUAUCCGCCUUUCUGAUUGUCAGACAUUUAAGCCAGGUGGAGUCAGUCAACAGCCCCCGAGUAAUUUUGAAGUUCAGUCUUCAAGAAACAAUGAAAUAGGUAACCCCGUGUCAUCAUUGAGGAGCAUGCAGUCCCAGGCUUUUCGAAUUAGUCAAAACCCUGGCCCGCCACCCAUUGACCGUCAGAAGAGAUUACCUUAUCCCCCCGUUCAGAGCAUACCAACUGGAAAUGCUCUCCCGACGAGGGACAGUGAAAAUACAUGCCACCAAAGUUUCAUGCAGAGUUUACUUGCCCCACACCUUGGUGAUCAAGUCAUUGGGAGCCAGAGGUCACUCUCAGAGCAUCAAAGAAAUACACAGUGUGGCCCAUCCUCUGCUAUUGAAUAUAGUUGUCCCUCGUCUCAUGAAAGUGUCCAUAUUAGGAGAGAAAGUGAGAGUCAGAAUAGGGAAAGUUGUGACAUGUCCCUCAGUGCAAUGAGCACCAGAAACAGCACCUUGAAUAUUCCCUUCUCGAGUCCUUCUUCGUCAGGAGAUAUUCAAGGUCGGAACACAAGUCCCAACGUCUCUGUACAGAAGUCCAAUCCCAUGAGAAUUACUGACAGUCAUGGGACCAAGGGCCACCUGAAUCCUCCAGCCACAACCAACAUGCACGGCAUCGCCAGGCCAGCUCUGCCUCACCCUUCUGUGUCGCACGGAAAUGCUGACCAAGGGCCCCCUGUACGCCAAACUAAUUCUUCGGUUCCCCAGCGAUCCAGGCAUCCCUUGCAAGACAGCAGUGGUUCCAAAAUUCGCCAACCUGAAAGGAGUCGUUCCGGAAACCAAAGACACGCUAAUGUCUUUGAUCCCAAUCUUCCUCAUCUUCCUCUGGCUGCUGGUGGCAGUAUGAUUCUUGGACGUCAACAACCCAGCACCGAGAAGAGAGGAAGUAUUGUUCGCUUCAUGCCCGAUAGCCCUCAAGUACCGAAUGAGAAUUCAGCGCCUGACCAGCAUACACUGUCACAGAAUUUUGGUUUUCCUUUUAUUCCCGAGGGUGGCAUGAAUCCACCAAUAAAUGCUAAUACUUCUUUCAUUCCACAGGUUACUCAGCCUAGUGCCACUCGAACGCCGGCCCUCAUCCCUGUAGAUCCCCAGAACUCUCUGCCCUCUUUCUACCCUCCCUACUCCCCUGCUCACCCUACACUGUCCAAUGAUAUUUCAAUCCCCUAUUUUUCUAAUCAAAUGUUCUCAAACCCUAGCACAGAGAAGGUAAACAGUGGGAGUUUAAAUAACCGGUUUGGAUCCAUUUUAUCUCCUCCCAGACCUGUUGGUUUUGCUCAACCAAGCUUUCCUCUUCUCCCUGAUAUGCCACCAAUGCACAUGACCAACUCUCACUUAUCUAAUUUUAAUAUGACAUCUUUAUUUCCAGAAAUAGCUACAGCGCUUCCCGAUGGCUCCGCAAUGUCACCGUUGCUUACAAUAGCAAACUCCUCUGCUUCUGAUUCUUCCAAGCAGUCCUCAAACAGACCUGCCCACAACAUAAGCCAUAUUUUAGGUCACGAUUGCAGUUCAGCUGUUUAAAUACCCAGAGACUAAAUGUAAAUCCAGCGGGUGGUAUUACUAAUGCAUUUGUGUGUGUUUGCACACAUAUGUGUAUGUAGUGAGAUUGGGUGUGUAUGUCUGUUGUCUGUAUAAUCAACUUUCUGUUAUUUUCUGAAUGUAAGGAUACCCUGUCAGAGAUGAUGGGACAGGUUGUCAGAAAGAAAUUACCCUUCAUUUGUUACUAUAUGUGUGCUUAAAUUUUUUUUUUAUUUUCAAGUUUGACUUUGUAAUGUUAUAUUUCCUAAAUUUUAAUCAGCUGAAACUUGGGGGAGAGCAUACUGGUGCGUGCUGGUUAGUAGGAAAGAAACUAGAUUUUAAACCUGAUUGUUAAUAAUUUGUGAAAUAGAUCGUUGAGUUGCUAUCCAAGAGUACCGUUUGACAUAACACACAAUGGCUCAUAACCGACUGAUGGCUAAUGUCAACAUGUAGACCGUUUAUUUCAAACUUAUGGGAAGUAUGAAGUUAAUAUUGAAUACCCAGCGAUAAACUUGAGCAGUCAGCAGAUAGAUGAGUAGUUUAGUCAGCCUUGACUCCAAAAGUUUAAUUUAGGUGGAGAUUUUCCUUUUAAAUAUAAUAAUUCAUAAAUUAUCUGAAUUUGAUGUUUUGAAAUUAGCAAGCCAGGUUACCUUUUAUUGUGCCAAGAUUCUUUAAAGCAAAGAUCUUCCCUAAAGAAUUGGCCUUAAAAGCAGAAAUCGGAACAGUGAAAUACUUAGUUCUCUAUUUGCCCCUGUAUUUUGCAUCACUCCAUCAGGAUGAAGGCAGUUGUAUUGUGGAGUCUUAUGCAUGUGAUCAGUUCAAAAUUGUUUUAUUAAUUGAAUUUUGUUUUAAUAUUCUCUUCAUUCUAUUUAUUUGAUCUUGAAAUAAAUUCCCUUACACUUGUAUAAUCACCAAAACUGAUUAGCAAAUAAUGUGCUUGGAAUCCAUUAUAUUUGAGCCUUACUUUAAAAAUAUUUCUGAGUAGAGUCUUAAGCACUGCCACAGUGUUUUCAUUUCAUUAACUGAUUAAAUUUUAUUUCAUUUCAUUAAAUUUCAUUAACUGAUAUUUAUAUGUUUAAUGGCAUUUUAUACCACAUUAUUAUCUUAAAUUGUAGAAUUACAAUGAAAUGAUGAAUUUGCUCAUGAUUAUGGUAGGUAUGAAAUGGUGCUUCAAAUAUUGUCUUUAUAUCUAUCUGCGUAAGUGUAUGUGUAUACAGACAGAUUUUUCAAGUGUAAACUAGGCCUGCCAUCUAAAGUGGGAAAUAGAUACCUGAGUUCUGCUAAAUUGUCAAAAAACUUGAAGUAUGGUUAUUAAAGUUCCACUGAAGUUAAUCAUAAAUUUCAAAAUAUUUAUAUACCUAUAUAUAGAUAUAGAUAAACACAUUCAUACAAUGAGUUUUAGAAACGAAACAAAAAACACAGGAAAGUGAUUAUGUAUGUGUUAUUUUUUGUUGUUACGUUCUGUCCAAAAUAGCACUUAGUGGGAGAGAUACAUAUAAAUCGUUCUGUCUGCUCUGUUAAGGAAGUGAACCCAAGGGCCAACAUUUUAUUUAUUAAGGCCUCCUUAAAAGAGCCUCCUAAUAAGGCUUGUUCAGAGCAGUUACUCCAACAAAUACCUCUUCUAAAGACCCAGGAAAAGGGUCUUAUGUGCCUCUUCGACUUUUCUUACCAAACUUUACUAUUAUUCCUUCCUGCCACUUACUGAAGCAGCCUCCUAGGGACGAAGAAUAUUGUAAACCAAAAAAUCUUCUGUAUUUUCUUCCUUCAAAAUGGCCAUGGGAGUAAUAGGAGAAUUCCCUGUACAAGUCACUUCAUCAAGACAAUAGAUAGACGUGUAAAGUAAAACCUUGAAUUGGGAGAAGUGAUGUUUCUGACUUUGAUUUUUUUGUUUUGUGGGAGAUCAUAUGUUGUGUUGUGGGUCAAACCCGGUCGGCCUGGUGCAAGGCAGGUGCCGUACCGGCUGUGCUGUACUAUUACUCCCACCCCCUCUUACUGUUUUUUUCUUAAUUUAUAAUUUUUUUAUUUAAUUAAGGAACUGUGAUUUACAAAGUUAUGAGACAUUUUUCUUUUUCUUUUUUGUUUGUUUUUUGGGCCACAUCUGGUGGUGUUCAGGGCUGACUGCUGGAUCUGCACUCAGGGAUCACUCCAGGUGGUGCCUGGGGGACCAUAAGGGAUGUCGGGGAAUGACCCUGGCGAACUGCAGGCAAGGCAAGCGCCCUCCCUGCUCUACUGUCACUCUGGCCCCUCUGCCUGAUUUUUAAUAUCUGAAUUCUAAGUUUUAACAUUCAUUUUUUUUCUUCGUACUUGAAAGUUUCGGCUCACUGAUUUCGAGGACGGUUUUUAAUAUGCUUGCUUAUUCAGUCUGUCUUUUUCUCUUGUCUGUCUCUUGGUUCCCUUCUCCUCUGCCUGUCAUAUGAACGCACAAGUGCACGUACAUACAGUGUCUUCUAUUAAGCUCUGAAGAACUGUGGACUAUAGAUAUAAUCGGAACAAAGUGACAGGCUAAGGAGAAGCAACUCAAUUUGAAGACUUGAGGAAAGGCCUCAACCCCUAGUACUGUAAGGUAUUUCUCUAUUGUAUUGAUUCCUUUUUUUUUCUGCUCAGCUUUUUUCAGAGAUUGCAUCUGUGUUUCUUGCAACUUUGGUUCCAGGAAUAUUACACUUUGAUCCCAGAUGUGCCUCUACCGCACAAGAGAGGCAUAAGAGAGGCUAAUUUGACUAUGUAGGGGAAAAAAAGUGAUGGUCUGCAAACAACUAAACUGUCACUUACGUAGAGCUUUAAUUAUCUUAUGAAAUAUGAAUUAAGAAUCAUUUUACAUGUGUGCUCAAUUCUGUACGUGUUCAGAGAUGUGAAUCUGAUUUAAAAACACCAAUAUACUAAGAUUUAGCGGUAAUAUUAACUUUUCAAUAAUUAAAGCUACAUGGUUGAAGGAAUUUAUGUUUAAUGUCUAUCAAUAUGAAUGCAAUUUUGGCAGAGGAAUCAGAAAGUCAACUUUGGUUGUGAUAAAUUUAAUGUUAUUCUGGCUUGCUAAUGUACAACUAUAGGAAGAAAAAUAAUUUCCAAAAAUAGGUUAUAAUUUCUGGAUUUGCAUAAACUUAUGAGUCACUGCUCUAUUUUAGUGUUGGUUUCCCCUUUCCCCUCUGCUGCUAAAGUUCAAAACUGAGUUCUCAAAUUCUCUAUCAUAGGCCUAUACUCACCCUACUCACCUCUCAAUAUGUGAUCAUGUAGGAUCAGUUUCAGAAGCUAAAUAAUUCCUCUAAAACAUAGUAAUUUCUAAUUAAAUGGAAAACAUGUUCCUGUGUCUGUUCUUUGGGCUGUUCUCAGCAGAGCUCAGGAGACCCAGUGGUGCUGGGGAAUGAACCCGGGCCCCCUAUGUGCAAAGCAUGCAUUAGCCCAUCCAGCUCUCUCUCUCUCUGCUCCAUCGCAUAUAAUUUUUUCAAGUGUCAGUCAUGGAUAAGAGAAAUAAAGUUUGAUGGUAUUUAUCUCUUUAUUCUUGUUGUGUUGACAUGUGCAGGGUGUUUGGGGUAUUUUGUGCCAUGUCAGGAAAUUUUUGUUUUUAAUGUAAGCCCUUUGGGUGAUGGCACUGUCUUUCUAAGGAGAAUUUCAGUGAUCAUGCUUUAUAAAAGUUAAUUAAUCAGAAAUGUGGAAAGAGACAAAGGGGAGAAAAAACACUUUAAAGCAAUUAUUAUUCAUAGGGUGAACUUCAGUGAGUUUUCUAAUGACCCUUCUUAAAAUAAAAAAAAAUUAUUUCAGAAUUCUAAAGACAAUUCAUUUGCCUUGUUCUUGCCUUCUAGUGUUAGCCAUUUUGUGGGAGAAGCUACAACUCAUGCUCUCAAAAAAAUGUGAAAUGCAUUUCAACGAGUAAAGUUUCACUAGUUUGAAAAGGGUAAAGACUUAUGAAUAUGCAUGUUCUUAGCAUUAUCAUUCUUCGAUACCUCAGCUCUUCUUUUUAUCCAUCUCUCUGAACAGGUAAUAGGGAAGCUGGUCAUCUUUCACCAGUAUGAAAGAUGACUUUGCCUUGAAAUGUUUAUUGGACCCACUGUAGUGGGUUACACUCCAAAAUCACUAUGUUCUGAUUCCUGACUUUGGGAACUACUGUAUCUCCCAUUAUAUUAAGGGGCAACCAGAAUUCCUUGAAAUAAAGUUAGUUCUCAAUUGAUUUACAAUACUAAAUGUGCCAUAUAGCUCUUUUUUGUUUGUGUGUUUAGUAGAGGGAUGCCUCCCGGUGGUCCUGGGCCACGAGGGUUGCAUCUUUGGUACUUCGGCGACCCAUACAGUGCCAGCGGUCAGCCUAGGACUGUGCAUGCCAAGUUUGAGCUUCAGCCCUGUGUGCUAUCUGGAAAGAUGAGUAUGGUCCAGUCUUUUUUUCUUUUUUCUUCUUUCAAACAUGGGGAUCAAACAUGCAAGGCAUGUACUCUACCACUGAGCUACAGACCUGUCCCCUGUUCCUUAUUUUGAUGAAUUUGUAUUUUUCCCAUGCAGGAUUGAAGAAAGGGUAAAAGUAGUUCAUAGUAAAAUGACUUUGGAUUGAAGUCCUUGGGAACCUGGAAGUUGCUGUAAUUUUGUAAUCUGUAUCCGUCUGUUCUUUUCCUGGAAGUCAUCCCUUAUGGCUUAUAUCCCCGAUGGGUAUGUACACCCAGAGGGCCAGAUGAAUUAGUGUGAGUUUAAUUUGUGAGUGAUGAUUUUAUGAUACCUCUAUGCAAAUCAAAGGCAAGAAGUUAGUUUCUUCUAAAGAUUCCUGUUUGGCUGACUACUGUCGUUUCUCCUCCAGAAUACAAUAGAAAAAUGUCUUGCUUUGGAUUUUAUCUUAACCAGACCUCUCUGCAUUCUACACUUCCCAUGUGAGUCUCAGAGUGUUUGUUCAUUUUAGAGCCUGUGGUUUAGAUAUCGGGUUUAGAUUGAGACAUUCAGAUGCACCAGUAAGAACUAUUGAGAACUUUCUUGGACACAGAACUUCAAUUCUACCCACAUGCCUCGACCCUGGUACUGCACUUUACCCAAAACUGUGCCUCUGGUCCUACGGCCAGCCAUUGGGACAUAAUCACUCACCCUCUCCUCUAUGAUAGCAAGAGACCAGCCAGGAUGGUACAUGCUAUGUAAUCAAACAUCUGGAAGACAAGAACAGCUGAUGUUUCUCACUAUUGCCUUACCAUUCUCUGAGCCAUCUUUGAUGCCGAUCUUGUAUAAAAAAAGCAAACAAAAAAACUUAACUAGUUAGAAGCAAAACUUUUAAUCUCAGAGUUCGUAUGUGGUGAUCAUUAAUGUCUUUAUUUCUAGAUUUGCACAAAUUCUAUUCACUAUAAUCUUUUUCUGUUACAGAACAUAAAUGUUCAAAUGCUUCACAGACAUGAGCCAACUUGGGUUGAAAAUAUUGAACAUAAUAUCCAAGUGGAUGAUAUUUCACAUAGCUGCAUAAUCUGCCACUAGAGAUUUUACAAAACAGAAGAUAACUCUCAUUUGUAAAUUACCACUUUAAAAAAAAUGAUCAUUACAUUUUGGGGUUUCCAUUGUAUAGCUAUACUACUAUGUCAUAGGAACUUGACAUUUACUCCACCUAAAUCAUCUCUUAGCUUUUCUCAAUCUGUUUCCCUCCCCCCUGAGUCUUAAAACCAUUUUUCAUCUGUGAGGCCACUGAGGCACUAAACUUGACCCCAUCGGUAUCCUGUAAGGGGUGUUGAACUAUUGAUCUUUCAAGAAGGGACCAGACAGUGUUUCUUAAAAUGCUGCAGUUAUUACUGUGAAGAAAAGGCUUGCUUCCUUUUUCAACAGGCCAUAUAUAUGUAUGUAUAUAUACGCAUAUAUACAUAUAGGUAAAGAGAUAUCUGUUCAUUUAGGUAAAAAUAGGUGAAAAAACCAACAUAAUCACCCUCACAACUUACAGAUUCAUUGGGUGAAAAGCUUACUAUAAGGCAGUCACCAGAUUGAAAAACAACUAUAGUGCUUUCCUAGCGUCAUAUUUGUAUCUAUAUUCAUGCCAGCAGUGCCAGCUGCGCACUGUCCUGUUACUGUAAGUCACCUGGCUUUUCAUUCUAAUGGGAACUAAUUUGUUUUGUAAUGGAAUCCAGAGCAGAUAUGUAUAAAUAAGAUCAGGAUUGUCCUACAAUUGUAAAUAAGAAUAGGUCCUGUUUAUUUUGACAUCUUUUUACAAAUGCAUUGUAUUAGGGUGUGAAUAUUCUGAACCAUGCUCUUGUUUAAAGUUUUGAAAUUUUUAUUGGUAAAUGUAACAUUUUAAUGGUUGUAAUAAUUAUUUGUAUAGAUAUGAAUAUAGUAUUUUAUUUAAGAAAAUAAACUUUGCACUUUUGCAUUGUGAA